AGAUCAGACUCCAUUUUGAGAUGGAGGACAGAAAUAACUUGUGGUUUUAAGACAUAAGAUUUCUGUUGUGUUUCUACAUAAUGAAAUUGGAGUGGUGCCCUCAGUGAUGAAUAGAUGAAUAAAUAAAGUCUUAAUCAGGCCUCAGGGUGCAGCAUUAGGGUGUGGGUGUGUCUGCAGGGGGCAGAGAGGAUGGAAGGUGGACAGAUUGAUUUCUCAGCUCUUGGGGAAAAGCUGAUCUUUAGCCAUAAAGUGGUUGUUCACUUUCUGUAUCUGCAGCGUUUCCCAGACGGUAGCGGUACAAACAGUUUGUGUCCUGGGUGGGUGGGAUCAUCAGCAGCAACACAACUGGCCUUCCUUUGCAGUCUGCCAGUAUAUAUUAGGUCCAGGUUCGGUAACUGACUCCCCACCAUCCACUGGGCCGUUUUCACCACCUGGUCCAAGUCCUUUUGUCCUGGAUGGUGCAGUUGUCGUCCCACCCAGUCGUGCUGAGGCAGAGGAUGCUCUCCAUCACGGCUCUGUAGACGUUCUUGAGCCACUGAGCAGGAAGUCCAGCCCUGUUCUACUUCCUGAGGAAGAAGAGUCUUUGUUGGGCCUUCCUCGUCAGAACAGAGGUGUUCAGUGACCGGGUCGGGUCCGAGGUGAUGUGGACGCCCAGGAAUCUGAUGUUGUCUACCUACGCUCUCCACCACCUCCACCUGAAUUGUAACAGGUGGUGCUCUGUCCUCCUGGACCUGCUGUGGUCCACUGUGACCUCCUUGGUCUUGCUGGUGCUGAGCUCCAGGUUGUUCACUUGUUAAUAGAGGUCAGUGUUGCAGCUCCAUGUUCCUCCGUGUCUCUUAUGGGUCUCUGGAUCUUUUUCUAACCAAUCAAAUCAAGGGACGCCCACAGCGGCCCGAGUCGACAGAACAGUGACGAUCUGUGCUACCUGGUCAGAUGUUCCUACCAUAGAGCAUCGGUGUGAGCAUCGCCUCUAGGCAGGACGGAUAGAAGAGCGUCUAUCAUGGGGUCCUUGUAGGGGUAGUGCUUUAUUGAACUGAUUUUAAUUCAUGGGCUGAUCAAGAAAGUAUUUAGACAGGCGGAAAAUGAAAUUCAUUGAAAUGAAAACUUUAUUGUGAAACGUUGCUGCUUAUAAAUUGUUGUUACACAAGGCAACAUUACACAUUUAUAUUUCAUGAGAGAAAUAUUUAACAAAGUGCCACAACUUAGUUACUGCGACUGUGAGAUCUACCAUGAUCCCACAUGAUCCCACCUUUAGGCAGCACUAACACCUAAAGAUGAUCUGAUUGUGUGCAAUAAUGACAUCAUGAAUAGAAACUAAAUAAAAACUGAAUGAAUCUUUUAAAGAGCAGAACUGUUUUUAUCUUAGUAGGAAAAACCAGAACAAAAACAUUUGUAAACUAUCACAGAGUAUUAGGGUCAUAAUAAGAUAAAUAGAAAUUAUUUUUGGAAGAAAUUCAUAAUAUUAUGAGAAUAAAGUUGUUAUAUUCUGACUUUAUUCUGGUAUUUUCAUCUUUUAUUUCCUUAGUGUGUCCAUAAUACUCCAUCAUGUUAAACUGGUUUCUCUGAUUAUUUAAAUCAUAAAUGUGACACAUCACUCCUUCCUCAGCAGUCUGGGGUUCAUCAGAAACUGAUGUUUCUCUGAUCUGUGGAGUCAAACCAGAUUUAAACUCUCAACAGAUUUUCCUUUCUUCCUCCUCUCUGACUUCUUUCUUUUCCAGUUGGACUUCUUGUUUCUCCUUGCAGCAGUGAGAAACUCUUUGUCUCUCUAAGCUGCUGGAAAACUGAACAGAUCUGCUGAAAGCUGAGAGUGAUCAGAUCACUCCUCAUGAUCUCCAUGGAUCACCUGAUCCUGAAGUCUCUCUGAUUGUUGGUCCGUCUGGAAAAUAUUCCUUCCACAUAUUCCUGCCUCUCUGACUAAACCUGACUCUCAGCAGGAGGACUGGCAGCCCGUCUAAAGGAGGUCUGGACCCCAAAGGUUUCAGAACCGCUGCUUUAACUGAGCCCAUCUGUUCAGGACCAACACAUCACCACUUCAUAGGAAAUGUUCACUCCUUCAUUCACUACAUCUGACCUCACUCUGGAUGUUUCUACAGACCUGGAACAUGAUUCCAGUUUAGGUUUCAGACUCAGAUUUGAAAUGUUCUUAAUAAAGUCAGAAGUUCUCCAGAAGGUUCUUGGAUCAGCCAGCAGACAUCAGAAGGUCAUGAAGAAGUGAAGGAGAGAACAAUUCAGACCCAGAUGUUACCUGCUGGAUCAGGUUCCUCUGAUCCUCUGAACACAUGAUGGGAAUCAACUUUCUGCUUACUGGAUCACUGGGAACUGACUGGUACUGGUUUCUCUUUCAGACUUACUGAGGUCCAGAAGAUGGAAGAUUUGGACCUAAAGGAGAACAGAGCAGAACCUCCAGGAUCCGUCUGUCCCUCUAUGAGGAGUGACCGGUCCAGAAAAGAUCCCCUAAACUUCAGUAAUGAACCUGGACCCUCAGACAGGAAAGAUCAGAACCUCAGACUGAGAGCAGAACCUCCAGGAUCCAUCUGUCCCUCUAUGAGGAGUGACCGGUCCAGAAAAGAUCCUCUAAACUUCAGUAAUGAACCAGAACCAUCAGACAGGAAAGGGAGGAAGAGGAGCAGCGUUGGUGAGGAGAAGCAGCCGUCCUGCUGUGCUUUGUGUCAGAAGGUUCUGAUGGAUCCGGUCUCUACCAGCUGUGGUCACUGGUUCUGCAGACAAUGCAUCAGGUUCUACUGGGACCAGUCUGGACCCUCCUCCUGCCCCCAGUGUGGGAAAAGACCCAGAAGAGGAGCUGGACUGCUGACAGCCAAUCAGAGCAGCUGUGCUCCAGAUGUUGUUCUGCAGCAGGUUCUAAUGGAACAUAAGAUCAGUCUGAGGAGGAGAUGUGAAUGUGUGACUGAAGGAAGUGAUGUAACGGGAAGUAGAACCCUCCUCAACAGGAUCUACACUGAUCUUUAUAUCAUAGAGGGUCAAAGUGAAGAAAUUAAUAGCCAACAUGAGGUGAAGCAGCUGGAGAGAGCUUCCAAGACCCAGAACCUUCAUGACUCUCCAAUCAGGUGCCAUGAUAUCUUUAAAUCCUUCCCUGAUCAUCAUGGAGCCAUCAGAGUGGUUCUUACCAACGGUGUCGCUGGUGUUGGAAAAACCUUCUCAGUUCAGAAGUUCACUCUGGACUGGGCAGAGGGCUUGGAGAACCAAGAUGUCAGUGUGGUGGUUCUGCUUUCGUUCAGGGAGCUGAACUUGAUCAGAGAUGAGCAGCACAGUCUUCUCACGCUGCUCCAUGUUUUCCAUCCAACACUCCAGAAGCUCCCAGCAGAGCAACUGGCUGCCUGCAAACUUCUCUUUAUCUUUGAUGGCCUGGAUGAAAGCAGACUUUCACUGGACUUCAACAACAGUCAGCUGGUUUCUGACGUCACACAGAAGUCAUCAGUCAACGUUCUGCUGACAAACCUCAUCAAGGGGAACCUGCUUCCCUCGGCUCUCAUCUGGAUAACAUCCCGACCUGCAGCGGCCAAUCAGAUCCCUCCUUCAUUUGUUUCCAGGGUAACAGAAGUACGAGGCUUCACCGACGCCCAGAAGGAGGAGUAUUUCAGGAAGAGGUUCAGUGAUGAAGAGCUGUCCAGCAGAAUCAUCUCCCACAUCAAGACCUCCAGGAGCCUCCACAUCAUGUGUGGAAUCCCAGUCUUCUGCUGGAUCACUGCUACAGUUCUGGAGAACAUGUUGACCUCAGAGCAGAGAGGAGAGCUGCCCAAGACCAUGACUGACAUGUACUCCCACUUCCUUCUGGUCCAGACAAAGAGGAAGAAGAACAAGUACAAUGGAGGAGAUGAGACAAGUCCACAGGAGCUGAUGGAGGCUGACAGAGAAGUUCUUCUUAAGCUGGGGAGGCUGGCGUUUGAACAUCUGGAGAAAGGAAACAUCAUGUUCUACCAAGAAGACCUGGAGCAGUGUGGUCUGGAUGUCACAGAGGCCUCAGUGUACUCAGGAGUUUGUACAGAGAUCUUCAAAAGAGAGAUUGUGAUCUUCCAGAAACCAGUCUACUGCUUUGUUCACUUGAGCAUCCAGGAGUUUCUGGCUGCAGUCUACAUGUUCCACUGUUUUACCACAAGGAAUACAGAGGUAGUGAAGAAGUUUCUGGAAGAAAAAUACAGUGAAACAUCUCUGAAGGAUUUCAUGAAAAAAGUCCUAGAGAAAUCCUUGUCCAGGGAAAAUGGCCACCUUGACCUGUUUGUUCGCUUCCUUCAUGGUCUCACUCUGGAGUUCAACCAGAGACUAUUAGGAGGCCUUCUGGGUCAGACAGAGAACAGUCCAGGAACCAUCCAGAAAAUCAUCAGCAAUCUGAAGAAGAUGAACACUGAUAGAAUCUCUCCUGACAGAAGCAUCAACAUCUUCCACUGCCUAGUGGAGAUGAAAGACCUCUCAGUUUUUCAGGAGAUCCAACAGUUCCUGAAAUCAGGGAAUGAACUGUCAGAGAUCCAGUGUUCAGCUCUGGCCUUCAUGCUACAGAUGUCAGAGGUUCUGGAUGAGUUGAACCUGGAGAAGUACAACACAUCAGAAUCGGGACGACGGAGACUGAUUCCAGCUGUGAGGAACUGCAGAAAGGCUCGACUUGGUGGCUGUAUUCUCUCAAAGGCUGAAUGUGAAGUUGUGGCUUCAGCUCUGAAGUCCAACCAACAUCUGACUGAACUAGAAAUAAAUCAGAUCUACAUACAGGGAACCAGUACAGACUCUGAACUGAAGCCUGUGUUUGAGAUCCUGGAGAGUUCAGUCAGUAAAGUAAAGAGUCUGAGGUUUUACUGCAGUUUGUCAGAGAUCAGCUGUUCUUCUCUGGUCUCAGCUCUGAAGUCCAAUCCCGCCCAUCUGACUGAACUGGACCUCCACAACAACAAUCUUAAAGAUUCUGGAGUGAAGGAGCUCUGUGGUUUUCUACAGAAUCCUGAAUGCAGAAUACAACGAUUAAUGUUGAGGAGCUGCAGUUUGUCAAAGAUCAGCUGUUCUUCUCUGGUCUCAGCUCUGAAGUCCAACCAACAUCUGACUCAACUGGACCUGAGAGGAAACAACCUGAAAGAUUCUGAUGUUCAGCAGCUGAAGCGUUUUGUAAAAGAUGUUCAGUAA
This is a messenger RNA of Xiphophorus maculatus (southern platyfish), 5121 nucleotides long. Its product is annotated as NACHT, LRR and PYD domains-containing protein 3-like. The record is from RefSeq and is a predicted model, not a curated record. Gene Ontology annotation, molecular function: protein binding; metal ion binding. Bases 2365 to 5121 code for a protein of 918 amino acids. NCBI's taxonomy places the organism in Eukaryota, Metazoa, Chordata, Actinopteri, Cyprinodontiformes, Poeciliidae. The transcript is spliced from 7 exons.